CCGGUCAAAAGAGCGUGAAUCCUUCUAAACUCUCUCGAUUUGAUAUUUUUGACAUAAUCAUGGCCAGUGAAGUAGUAGAAGAAGAGAAGGAAAGAUUGGUAAUAAUGGGAUCGUAUGGAGGAAUGGUUAGGCAGCUCAGGGCCCCAAAAGGAGAAGAAGAUGAAGAUGAAGAAGAAGAAGAAGACUCAUGUGGUGCUACGGCAGCUGAAGAGGAGAUAAUGUUGCUGUGGGGAAUCCAACAGCCAACUCUCUCCAAACCAAACGCAUUCGUCGCCCAAUCCUCUCUUCAACUCAAACUCGAUUCCUGUGGCCAAUCUCUCUCUAUUUUCCAGUCCCCUUCCUCCCUGAGCACUCCUGGGGUUACUGGUGCCGUCAUGUGGGACAGUGGAGUUGUAUUGGGGAAGUUCUUAGAGCAUGCUGUGGACUCAGAGUUGUUGCUGCUUCAAGGCAAGAAAGUUGUUGAAUUGGGCUCCGGCUGUGGUUUAGUCGGCUGCAUUGCAGCUCUUUUAGGUAGUCAAGCUGUCCUCACUGAUCUUCCUGAUAGAUUGAGGCUACUAAAAAAGAACAUUGAUGCCAAUCUGAGACAUGGGGAUGUGCGAGGUUCAGCAAAAGUGAUGGAAUUACAGUGGGGAGAUGAUCCUGACCUGGAACUGAUAGAACCUCCACCUGAUUUCGUUCUAGGAUCUGAUGUAAUCUAUAGUGAGGGAGCAGUAUUGGAUCUGCUGUCUACCUUGCGGCAACUCUGUGGGUCUGAAACAACAGUCUUCUUGGCUGGAGAACUUCGAAAUGAUGCUGUCCUUGAAUAUUUCUUAGAGUGCGCAAUGGAGGAUUUCAUAAUUGGGCGUUUGGAGCAGAGUCAGUGGCAUCCGGACUUUUGUAGCAGUCGUGUUGUUUUGUAUGUUUUGGUCAAGAAAUGAUGGCUGGUCUUUACGAAGAAAACAAAGAUUCCCUUUCUCCAAAUACUGUUGGUCAUAGUCGUAUCAUAUAACUCAAAUCCUCUUUAUACUGUUACAUUUGAUAUUUAGCAUUCAUCUCUUGUAGUCUGAAGUUUUUAUAAUCUCCAGAAGUGCGGAGACUAGUAAUAUAGCAAGCUUUCAUUACAUUAUUCUUGAAUUAUGCUGAAGUUAUUUUCGUUAUAAUUUGCCCCUCCAAAUUUGGA
This is a messenger RNA of Rosa chinensis, 1159 nucleotides long. Its product is annotated as EEF1A lysine methyltransferase 3. The transcript has 5 exons. The record is from RefSeq and is a predicted model, not a curated record. The coding region runs from base 60 to 917 and encodes 285 amino acids. NCBI's taxonomy places the organism in Eukaryota, Viridiplantae, Streptophyta, Magnoliopsida, Rosales, Rosaceae.